This is a messenger RNA of Alternaria atra, 3648 nucleotides long. RefSeq lists its product as uncharacterized. Bases 1 to 3648 code for a protein of 1215 amino acids. Gene Ontology annotation, molecular function: kinase activity; phosphopantetheine binding. The record is from RefSeq and is a predicted model, not a curated record. The transcript has 3 exons. Lineage: Eukaryota; Fungi; Ascomycota; Dothideomycetes; Pleosporales; Pleosporaceae. Gene Ontology annotation, biological process: carbohydrate metabolic process.
AUGGCGCCAGCUCAGAUCGCUAUCGCUGCGCCCAUUCGAUCAUCGACACCACCGUCCACAUCCAAACAUAUGCGACAUGACUUGCUCCAGCCUGACGAGUCUUCAAUACAAACUGUCGACGCGCUCGUUCGACAUCGCGCACGUCGCGAUCCCCAUGCUACCAUUGUAUCGUAUCCGAGCUCUGGAGUUGACUUUGUAGACUAUACAAUGCAACAACUGGAUGUCUUCGCCUACCGAGUAGCCCGGCACUACCAAUCUUUCAUCCCCACACGAUCUAGCUCUGCAGAGAAGCCAACCACGGUCGCGGUACUUGGGCCAAGUAACUUGGACUACAUCGUAACAAUGCUCGCGCUUACCAAGCUCGGCCACACGGUACUAUUCCUUUCGACGCGUAUAUCUCAAGCAGCCAUCCACUCACUCGUUAUAACAACCGGAGCUACCUACUUGCUGGCAGAUUCAAGAUAUGCACAGUCUGCAGUCGACGCUCAGGCAAGCAUUCCAGCGUUGCAAAUCGGCGAGAUUGCCCGGUCGAAUACCUAUAACUUCCCUAUAGAAGUCCAUGCGGAUACCCGACUUGACUACCAGCUUGAUCACAAAGUUGAGACUUCAAAUAAUAUCUACAUAAUACAUUCUAGUGGACUGCCGAAACCCAUAUAUCAAACACAGAAGAGCGCAAUCGCCAACUACGCUAUCAGCAUGGAAAUGAAAGCCUUCAUCACUCUUCCCCUAUACCACAAUCAUGGUAUAUGCAACUUUUUCCGUGCGAUAUACAGCUGCAAAUCCAUUCACAUCUACAAUGCCGAUCUGCCCUUGACCCAGCCUUAUCUGGCUGCAAUAUUGAGGCAGCACAGGUUUGAGAUCUUCUACGGCGUACCAUACGCUCUCAAGCUUCUCUCUGAAACGGAUGAGGGAAUAGAGCUAUUGAAGAAACUCAAGAUUGUCAUGUAUGGUGGAAGUGCUUGUCCAGACACUUUGGGCGACUUGCUAGUGAACAACGGGGUUAAUCUUGUGGGUCACUAUGGCGCUACUGAAGUCGGCCAACUCAUGACAUCGUUUCGACCUGCCGAUGAUAAGGUAUGGAAUUAUGUUCGCGAAUCACCGAAACUAUCCCCGUAUCUUCGAUGGGUACCCCGCGGACCCAAUCUCUAUGAAUGUACGGUUUUGCCAGGUUGGCCAGCGAAGGUUGCCUCGAAUCUACCUGACGGCAGUUACGCCACGAAAGACUUGUUCGAACCACACCCUACGAUCGAAAAAGCCUGGAAAUAUAUUGCGCGUCUCGAUGAUACGAUCGUCUUGGUGAACGGCGAAAAGUUCAAUCCAGUCAUGAUGGAAGGGACCAUCCGGUCACAUCGAGCUGUGACUGAGACGGUCGUCUUUGGCUCUGGCCGACCAUACCUUGGAAUUCUUGUGGUCCCAGCAGUUGAGGGUAUGCAAUCAUCAAGAGUUGUUGACGAAAUAUGGCCCGUCAUUGAAGCUGCAAAUCAGACAGCCGAAGCGUACGCAAGGAUCUCCAGGGAUAUGAUCCAAAUCUUGCCAUAUGGCUGUCAAUUCCCACGCACCGAUAAAGGCAGUGUAAUCCGACAAGCAUUUUACAAACAGUUCGCUACUGAGAUAAAUGACGCCUAUGAUAUCGCUGCAUCAUCUCGUGGGGAUCUCAAAACAUUCACUGUUUCGGAGAUGGAGAACCUUUUACGUACGAUCCUGGCCAAAUCUCUGCUGCAGGCAAGCAACAUCGAACGUACCACAGACCUCUUCUCGCUGGGGCUGGAUUCACUACAGUCGAUCCAAAUUCGGAUGGAUAUCCUCAAGACCGUCGAUUUCGGUGACAACAAACUUGGUCAGAACGUAGUAUUUGAGCAUCCAUCAAUCGCAACCCUUGCGACAUAUCUCUACAGACUCCAGACUGGGCAAGAGGAGGAGGUUGUAUCAGUGGUCGCGCAGAUGCAAGAUCUUAUCGCGCAAUACAGCAUGUUCGAGCCAGUUGAUAGACGACAAACUGCACUUACUGGCGCGACCGGCUCGCUUGGUGCUCAUGUUCUUGUACAGUUAAUCGAACGUCCGGACAUCGACAGUGUUUACUGCCUUGUACGAGCCAGAGACUACGCGAUUGCAGCUCGCCGUGUCCGAGAAUCCCUCAUACAGCGAAAACUAUACCAUACCCUAUCGCUCACCGCGCGCAGAAAGAUCCAUGCCAUACCUUCCGACUUAUCUGAGCCCCGCCUCGGCUUGGACGACACGACAUAUGCCCAGGUGACCUCAGGUCUUGCUAAUGUCAUUCAUUGCGCGUGGAGCGUCAACUUCAACAAGAGUCUAAUGUCGUUCGAGAAGGACUGCAUUGCUAGCGUGCGACAUCUGAUCGACCUCUGCCUUGCUACAUCGUCGAUCAAGCCUGCCUCUUUCGACUUCUGUUCUUCCGUCAGCACUGUCGCAAGGUGCCCCAAUAUGCACACACCUGAGCAGCUAGCAGCGCUUGACUGGGCCCAAGACAUGGGAUAUGCUCAAAGCAAAUGCGUCGCGGAGCAUUUGUGCUUGACUGCGGCAAAGGAGACUGGUAUUCGAGCACGGGUUCUGCGCGUUGGUCAGAUUGUCGCGGACACUGUGCAUGGCGUGUGGAAUGCGACUGAAGCCAUACCUCUUAUGAUGCAGUCUGCACUUACUGUCGGCGCGCUACCUCGACUGCAAGAAUCACCGAGUUGGACACCUGUUGAUAUUGUCGCGAAAGCCGUGACAGAGAUCUCGCUCAGUGACGCUGGCUCCGUGGUGGCGAAUGUUACCAACGCAAAGAGCUUUUCCUGGACCGAUGAUCUACUCCCCGCCCUUCGAGAAGCUGGCCUCCAGUUCGAUGAGAUUGAGCCAAAGGAAUGGGUGCGCAGGCUUCGCGAGUCAAAUCAGGAUGCUGUGACCAACCCACCGAUCAAACUAGCUGAUUUCUUCGCAUCAAAGUACGACAAGGAUACUUUCGGCCCUUCGCGUACAUACGAGACCAGCGUCGCCAGAUCUCUCUCACCUUCGCUCGAUGCCGCACCUGUGCUAGAUACGUCAUUCGUGAAGACGUUUGUUAAACAAUUCCAAGCUACCUCUUGGCAACUACGUUACCCCAAAGUUGCAACGAAACCCAUGAAGCAGGUCGUCGUAGUUGCCGGACCAUGUGGCAGCGGUAAGAGCACUGUUGCACAACACCUCGGUGCCCACUUCAAAGCACCUUUUAUCGAAGGUGAUGAACUACAUAGUGAAGACGCUGUUGCAUCAAUGGCUGCCGGCACACCCCUCGAUGACCUCGCCCGUGCCCCUUGGCUCGCCCGCCUCAGGCAGCGCGCACUCGAUACUGUCGCCAAUGAAGGUCAUGGGCGUGUGUUCCUUUCCUGCUCAGCCUUGAAGAAGUCGUACCGUGAUCAGUUUCGGACUCUAAUGAACGAUAAAGUACGAGUUGUCUUUGUGGAUUUGCAAGUUGAGCAGGAAAAGCUGACGCGGAGAAUGCAAGAAAGGGGUGGCCAUUACAUGAAGGAAGAUAUGGUGGAGAGCCAGCUUGCUAUCUGGGAGAUCGCGGAUGUAUCAGAGACGGAUGUGCUGCCUGUUGAUGCUGGAAAGAGCGUUGAGGAAGUUGUAGAAGAGGUUUCUGGAUUGUUAGAGGCUCUUAGUUCCAUGUAA